AAGUUUUAUUGAAAAAUGUCUCGCUGCAUACCUACAGGACCGGUAUAUAAGAGGCGAUGUUCUCAACUGUUGUUAUUCGUUUCCAUCCACGAAUCAAGUGCUGACAUAUUCCCCGACUACAGGAAGAUACCCAUCAUAAUCAUGUUGAGAUUAGUCGUUCUUGCUGUGUGUCUGGUUGCCGCCAUGGCCCAGAGCUGGUACAACGAUGACGAUUACUUUGGAGGAAUCGGAAUCGGACACGGAAUCGGAAUCGGACACGGAAUCGGACAAGGAAUCGGACAUGGAAUCGGCCAAGGAUACGGAUCAUACGGAGGAUCGUCUUACUACGGCGGACAGGGCGGAUACGGAGGUAUCGGAGGAUACAAAGGGUACGGACGAGGUUACGGAAAGAGGGUGAUAGUGUCCAAGGGUUACGGUGGUUACGGUGGAUACGGAAAUGGCGGAUACGGAAAUGGCGGAUACGUUAUUGGAGUAGGAUAUGGUAAUAGAUACGGCAGUGGAUACGGUGGAUUCGGCGGUGGAAAGGGUGGAGUCAUCGGCGGAGGAUUCGGAGGAGGAAAGAAAUCAGGUUUCGGAGGUUACUAAACCAAAUACGAUCCAUACAAGAGGCUUGGGAUUGACGACUUGAUUUCCGUGUACAUAGAGUGUGUUGUUUUGGCUAAAAAUAUUAAAAUAUCAAUAAAAGCAA
This is a messenger RNA of Mizuhopecten yessoensis (Yesso scallop), 688 nucleotides long. RefSeq names its product glycine-rich cell wall structural protein-like. Lineage: Eukaryota; Metazoa; Mollusca; Bivalvia; Pectinida; Pectinidae. The transcript has 3 exons. Bases 16 to 585 code for a protein of 189 amino acids. The record is from RefSeq and is a predicted model, not a curated record.